Paramecium pentaurelia is the source of this 709-nucleotide messenger RNA. Lineage: Eukaryota; Ciliophora; Oligohymenophorea; Peniculida; Parameciidae. The record is from the annotation of a GenBank genome assembly.
AUGUUUUCGUAAGCUUUUAGAAGAGGUCAACAACCUUAAUAAUAGGUACCAUAACCAAUGAAUAUUUCAUUCCAUAAGUAAGUAGAUUGAGUUAUUUAGUUAAUUGUAAGCCUAACAAACAAAAUCCUUUUCUUAAACUCAAUAUGAAAAGGAGAAUAUUAGCUAAUUUCUAGGUUCAACAAAAAGACAAAAUUUAAAUGAAUCUUUCUAUUAAGAACAGCAAGUACCUCAAAUAUCAGAAGUAUAUAGAAUUUUAGAACAAUUACAACAAAUGAUGGUAGUCAAAUUUAAUGACUUCUAAAAUGUUAUAAAUGAUUAAGAAAAAGCUAUAAGACCAUUGAUUGAAUAAAAUACUCAACUUAAUAACUAAUUAAUAAAUGUUCUUUAAUAAAGUGAGAAAAUACUCUCAUAACUCACUACAAAUUUAGAGAAGAGUGAAUAAAUUAAUAAAAGGAAUUAAAAAAAGAAAAGCAAUGAAUGUUCAGAAAGUGAUUUAGGUGCAGUUUAAUAAUUACUUAAAACAUUGGAUGAUAGAUUAAAUAAUUUAUCAAAUGAAGUAGAAAUGAUAGCAGAAACUAACAAUAGAUUUCAAGUUCAUGUUAUGGAAAUUGUCAAUAUAGAUAAAUUAGAACAUCGUGAAAAUAUGUAAAGAGUAUUAUAAGAGAUGGAUAAAGCAAAAAGAUCUAUAUCUAAAAAAAUAAGACGUUGA